This is a messenger RNA of Colius striatus (speckled mousebird), 1003 nucleotides long. It is a transcript of the gene VPS37D, whose product is annotated as VPS37D subunit of ESCRT-I. Gene Ontology annotation, cellular component: ESCRT I complex. The transcript is spliced from 4 exons. Gene Ontology annotation, biological process: ubiquitin-dependent protein catabolic process via the multivesicular body sorting pathway; protein targeting to vacuole; protein targeting to membrane. NCBI's taxonomy places the organism in Eukaryota, Metazoa, Chordata, Aves, Coliiformes, Coliidae. The record is from RefSeq and is a predicted model, not a curated record. The coding region runs from base 49 to 894 and encodes 281 amino acids.
GGCGGACGGGGCUGCUCCCGGUGCCCGGUGCUCGCUGUGCCCCGGCUCAUGUCCCGGCCUCCGGUGCCGCCGGGCUCCCCGCGCCUUUUUGGGGCGCUCAGCACCUCGCAGCUUCGGGCCCUGCUGCAGGACGAGUCCCGGCUGCAGCGAGCCGCCCGCCUCAGCAGGAAGUUCCAGAGCCUGCAGCUGGAGCGGGAGAUGUGUUUGGCUUCAAACUGCAGCCUGGCCAGGGGGAACCUGUCCCUGCGCCCGCGCCUGGAGGACGGGAAGGCUGCCCUGGCCAUCAAGUACCAGGAGCUGCGGGAGCUCCGGGAGGCCUGUUGGGACAAGCAGCAGCGCCUGGAGACGUACCAGGAGCAGUGGAGCCCACAGAAUGUCCUGGGCCAGCUCCAAGCCAAACUCGAUGCUGCUGAGGCAGAGUCAGAGGCACAGAUAGAGCGGUUCCUGGCCCAGGACCUGCCCCUUGACUCCUUCCUGGAGGCCUUUUGCCAGAGCCGCACGCGCUCCCACGUCUGCCAGACGCAGAUGAAGAAGCUGCAGGAGCUGCUGCAGAAGGCCCAGCUGGGCAGGGACCCCCCAGCGCCCCCGGGCUGCCCAGCGAGCCCAGCACGGGCCCGCCUCGCCCCGCUGGGCGCUGCCGCCGCCCCCAAAGCCUUCGAUCUCUCCUACGGCCUCGUGCCGGCCUUCCUCAUCCCCUCCGAGGCCGUCGUGCCCUUCGCCGUGCCGGCUGCGCCCCCCAGACACCACCUCCCGGCCCUGGAGCACCAACCGGCGUGUCCUGGCUCCGAAAUGCCCAGCCCAGGCUCUCCCCGGCGCCCCAAGGGGCGCAGCCCCCAGCCCUGCCGCAGGCUCCAGCGCCCGCGGCACCAGCAGCAGGAGCCUCCGCACCGGUAACGGCAGCGACCGGCUGGGGGGCACCGGCAGGGGUGGGCGCAGGUCCCCGGUGCCUCCUGGGCAGGAGGAGGGCUGGGUGCUCACAGGAGGAGGGUGCUGUGGUGGGGCA